This is a messenger RNA of Paramecium tetraurelia, 1077 nucleotides long. RefSeq lists its product as uncharacterized. The record is from RefSeq and is a predicted model, not a curated record. The transcript is spliced from 2 exons. Lineage: Eukaryota; Ciliophora; Oligohymenophorea; Peniculida; Parameciidae.
AUGAAUCUACUCCAAAUAAUCUUGGAGUUGAUUUUAAAUUGGUGGGCUUGUAAAAGAAUUGUAAUUACUCUAUUUUAAUUAUUAGAAUUCACUGUAGGAACAACUUGCAGUGGUCCGACCUUAUAUACCUUCGGUUUCAGAUGGGUGGCAAUGGAUAGUGAAGAUAUAUAUGUAGUUAACUCAUUUACUACAACUCCAGCUCAUUCUCUAACAUAUCCUCACUCAGCGCCAAAUGCAACAGCUGCUUUCGUAAGUCUAUUUACUUUUGGUUACACGGGUGAAGUUAAAUUUUAGAUCUAAGUUAUUGAACUAAAUUCGACUCAUGUUACAGUUGGAAUCGAUAAUAUAAAUAACUUAAGAACUUUAGGAUUUCAAAUUAUUUUGCAUCCAAUUUCAUUUGUAAAAAUAGUAGAUUCAAUCAAUGCUAUGUCUUCUUUUACUAGUCCUUCUUAUGCACUCUAACCAAAGUCCUUUUUCAUUAUGCCCUUCCAAGGCUUUUGGCAUAUCCCAGAUACAGAAAACGUAACUAUUAAACAUACACAAACUCAAACAUCAACAGAUAUUUCAUAUACAUCUGAUUCUUAGGGUAAUACUUAUUACUUGAAUAAUACUCAUUUGGUACUUUGGAUAAUUAAUGACCCUCUGCCUGCAGAAUGCACUACUAUUAGAAUAACCUAAAUAAAGGAUUUAUAAGCCAGUACCAGACCAACAAUAUAAAUUUCAGUACCUGAGCUAAAUUUGGUUUAUGAUACAUUGGGCUAGUACGAUCUUAAAUUGACCGCUUCUCAGGUAGUAAUAAACAUUUAAGUGUAUGCGAAAUGUUUUAAAAAUAAAAAGUAUGUUAGUUAAUUCAAUAAGUGCAACACUUGUUAAAGUAAAAGAUAUAUGAAUUUCACUCAUAACUGUUAUGGUGCCAUUAAUACUCUUAUUUACACAGCUAGACUUACUUAAACUAUGCUAACCAGUCAAUAAUUAGUAUUGUAUUUAUAUGCCACGAGCUGCAAAAUAACAUGGUUACUACAAACCUCCGUAAUUGAAGAAACAAUCAUUUUGCAAGUUUAAUAAUAAACUAUCUGA